AUGGACGAAGUGAACAAUCCUGCUGCAAAAGGACAAGAAAACUCUCCACUAAAAAUCAUCAUCCAACAUUCCCACACCAACGAUUCUGAACCUGAGGACGAUUCCCCCGACACUAACGAAGAUAUGGAUGAUCCUGAUAACAAAGAAGAACAUGAUCACUUUAUGUUUAACUUUGACGAUGAACUCCCUGAGGACGAAGAUGAGGAUCAAACUGAUGCUUGUGAUGAAGAAAGGAAUGUCCCAGAAGAUCAACCAAUACCAGAACAAACCAAAACCAACUCGAAAGUUGAUGCUACCAAAAAUGUCCCAAAGCCUCCGACAAACUUUGUUGUUGCCAUAUCUCCUACAGAACUAGAGGCGCUUAAACGAAGCAAUCCAUUGGAAUAUCUGAAGGUCAUCAUUAGUUCCAAAGGCAGCUCAUCAAAAAAAAGUCCCAGCACUUCGUCAAUGUCAGGAGGUCCAAUCACAAGCCAUUAUGGUAGCGAAGUGCUCUAG
Molecule: messenger RNA, 495 nt
Organism: Lathyrus oleraceus (garden pea)
Lineage: Eukaryota; Viridiplantae; Streptophyta; Magnoliopsida; Fabales; Fabaceae
Product: histone deacetylase HDT1-like
Exons: 1
Coding region: 1-495 (164 amino acids)
Source: RefSeq, a predicted model, not a curated record